GGUGGGAGCUAAAGAAAAAUCAAAAAUUUAGAAAAAAGAAGCAAGUAAGAAUCAGUAAGCAUGUAAUAGCCUACUUGGAAAAAUAUUUUUUAGUUGGUAAAACUAAUAAAAGCAAUAGAUAUAGUGUAGAAGGAGUUAAUGAAAUUGGUAAAA
Dentiscutata erythropus is the source of this 153-nucleotide messenger RNA. The record is from the annotation of a GenBank genome assembly. NCBI's taxonomy places the organism in Eukaryota, Fungi, Glomeromycota, Glomeromycetes, Diversisporales, Gigasporaceae.